AUGGCCUCUGUCAAACCAGGUUCUUCCCCAUCACUGCUCCCUAAUGAAACAAUAGAUUUCGAUAGAUCUAAACCUCAACUACAACCUAUAGAACUUCCUGAAAUAACCAUGAAUUUUAAUCUUUCAAAAAUAAUGCCUUUUGAAGAAGGCAUUAAAGCUCAUAAGAAAAAAAAGAUUAUAAUACAGCAUGGGAAUUUGGAAAAUGCAACAGCCAAAUAUUGGAUGAGAUAUUACUUAUCCGAAGGAUAUCCUUUGGGAGUUAAAGAUCUUGUUAGGGCAAGUCAAUUAUUCAAGGCAGCAGCUGAUAAUGGAAUUUCCGAUGCUCAACUACGUUAUGCAUUUUCAUUAACCAAUAUGCCAGCAGCUGAUGCUGUAAAUGUCACAGCUCAAUAUAAUUUAGAUGAUAUGUAUUUAAAUAGAAAAUUAUUUUGCCCUGUGAAUGAAGAAUUGGGCAUUAAAUACUUAAAAUUAGCUGCUCUUAAUGAUCACAUUGAUGCGAUCAAACUUCUUAAGGAAAAAGAAAUUAAUAUUUUUAGUUAA
Messenger RNA from Dentiscutata heterogama, 540 nucleotides. Lineage: Eukaryota; Fungi; Glomeromycota; Glomeromycetes; Diversisporales; Gigasporaceae. The record is from the annotation of a GenBank genome assembly.